This is a messenger RNA of Pan troglodytes (chimpanzee), 6587 nucleotides long. It is a transcript of the gene ZNF654, whose product is annotated as zinc finger protein 654. Bases 192 to 3578 code for a protein of 1128 amino acids. Lineage: Eukaryota; Metazoa; Chordata; Mammalia; Primates; Hominidae. Gene Ontology annotation, cellular component: nucleus. The record is from RefSeq and is a predicted model, not a curated record. Gene Ontology annotation, biological process: regulation of transcription by RNA polymerase II. The transcript is spliced from 9 exons. Gene Ontology annotation, molecular function: DNA binding; DNA-binding transcription factor activity, RNA polymerase II-specific.
AGCUUGCGUCUUCCAAUAAAAACUGGGGGCGUGGGUGGGCGGAGCCGGAAGUAGAGCCCAGCCGAGAGGCCCCUGUCCGGCUAGGGAGGAGGGAAGGGGGAGGGAACUAGAGAGGAGGAGGAGGUUAGCCUAGGCAUCUACGGCGGCGGCGGCGGCGCAGGGGCUGGUACGCGCUGGGCGGCGAGAGCCUCAUGGCGGAGGAAGAGAGCGACCAAGAGGCCGAACGCCUCGGAGAAGAGCUUGUGGCCAUUGUGGAGUCCCCGCUGGGCCCUGUGGGGCUUAGAGCUGCGGGCGACGGUAGAGGCGGUGCUGGCAGCGGCAACUGCGGCAGCGGCGUCGGAAUCAGCAGUCGGGAUUACUGCCGACGCUUCUGUCAGGUGGUUGAAGAUUAUGCUGGAAGAUGGCAGGUCCCUUUGCCACAGCUUCAGGUUCUUCAGACUGCCCUUUGUUGUUUUACAACAGCCAGUGCAUCAUUCCCAGAUGAAUGUGAGCACGUACAAUAUGUUUUGAGUAGCCUUGCUGUGAGUUUCUUUGAGUUGCUGCUGUUCUUUGGAAGAGAUGAGUUUUAUGAAGAGCCCUUAAAGGAUAUUCUUGGAUCAUUCCAGGAAUGCCAGAAUCACCUCCGCAGAUAUGGAAAUGUGAAUCUGGAACUGGUGACUCGAAUCAUUAGAGAUGGUGGCCCAUGGGAAGAUCCAGUGUUGCAAGCUGUCCUUAAAGCUCAGCCAGCAUCUCAGGAGAUAGUGAACAAAUAUUUAAGUUCUGAAAAUCCACUGUUCUUUGAACUACGUGCCAGAUACCUAAUUGCUUGUGAACGCAUACCCGAAGCAAUGGCUCUUAUUAAAUCUUGUAUAAAUCACCCAGAAAUCAGUAAAGACUUAUACUUCCAUCAAGCACUCUUCACAUGUCUGUUUAUGUCACCUGUAGAAGAUCAGCUAUUCCGGGAGCAUUUAUUGAAAACUGAUUGUAAGAGUGGAAUUGAUAUCAUCUGUAAUGCUGAAAAAGAAGGCAAAACUAUGUUAGCCUUGCAACUCUGUGAAUCCUUUCUUAUUCCACAGCUCCAGAAUGGGGAUAUGUACUGUAUCUGGGAGUUGAUUUUCAUAUGGAGUAAACUACAGCUUAAAUCUAAUCCUUCAAAACAAGUUUUUGUAGAUCAAUGCUACCAGCUUUUAAGAACAGCAACUAAUGUGAGAGUCAUAUUUCCUUUCAUGAAAAUCAUCAAAGAUGAGGUUGAAGAAGAAGGCUUGCAAAUUUGUGUUGAAAUAUGUGGUUGUGCUCUACAACUCGACCUUCAUGAUGAUCCCAAAACUAAAUGUCUAAUUUAUAAAACAAUUGCACAUUUUUUGCCAAAUGAUUUGGAGAUCCUCAGGAUUUGUGCACUCUCAAUAUUUUUUCUGGAGCGCUCCUUAGAAGCAUAUCGUACUGUUGAAGAGCUUUACAAACGUCCAGAUGAAGAAUAUAAUGAAGGCACAAGUAGUGUUCAAAAUCGUGUUCGUUUUGAAUUGCUUCCAAUUUUGAAAAAGGGAUUGUUUUUUGACCCUGAAUUUUGGAACUUCGUAAUGAUUAAGAAAAACUGUGUAGCAUUAUUGAGUGAUAAAUCAGCAGUUAGAUUUCUAAAUGAAAGCACACUGGAAAAUAAUGCAGGUAAUCUAAAAAGGACGGAGGAACAGCAAGGUUUGGAUGAAGGGUUUGACUCUCUUACAGAUCAGAGCACUGGAGAGACUGAUCCUGAUGAUGUAUCUGGAGUGCAGCCUAAAGGUCAUAUUAAUACGAAGAAAAAUCUUACAGCUCUUAAUACUUCCAAAGUAGAUCACAAUGUCCCAAGGCAUCGUUGUAUGUUAUGUAACAAGGAAUUUUUAGGUGGUCACAUUGUAAGGCAUGCCCAGGCUCAUCAGAAAAAAGGCAGUUUUGCAUGUGUAAUAUGCGGUAGGAAAUUUAGAAACAGAGGACUUAUGCAGAAGCAUUUGAAGAAUCAUGUUAAGAAGAUACAGAGACAGCAAAUUGCUGCAGCUCAACAGGAUGAUCAGGAAGUCACUGCUUUGGAAGAAAUAAAUUGUUCUAGUUCUUCCAUUUCAUUUGAAAGUGGGAAUUCUGAUAGUAAGGAUUUGGAAGUGGAGACACUUACUGCUUCUAGUGAAGGAAACAAAGAAGUCAUCCCUGAGCAUGUGGCUGAAUUCAUUGAAAUUCCCAUAAGUGUACCAGAAGAUGUUAUUGAAAAUGUUAUUGAAAAUGGCAGUCCUAAUAAUUCUUUAAAUAAUGUUUUCAAGCCUUUAACUGAAUGUGGGGAUGAUUAUGAGGAGGAAGAGGAUGAAGAAGGUGAUUAUGAAGAAGAUGAUUAUGACCUGAAUCAAGAAACUUCAGUAAUUCAUAAAAUCAAUGGGACUGUGUGCCAUCCAAAAGACAUAUAUGCCACAGAUCAAGAAGGAAACUUUAAGUGUCCUGCUCUUGGCUGUGUCCGGAUAUUUAAAAGAAUUGGGUUUCUAAAUAAACAUGCAAUGACCGUACAUCCAACCGAUUUAAAUGUGCGACAAACAGUAAUGAAGUGGAGCAAAGGAAAAUGCAAAUUUUGUCAAAGGCAAUUUGAAGAUUCUCAACAUUUUAUAGACCACCUUAAUAGACAUAGCUAUCCAAAUGUGUAUUUUUGUUUGCAUUUUAAUUGCAACGAGUCGUUUAAGCUGCCGUUCCAGCUUGCCCAGCACACAAAAAGUCACAGGAUAUUUCAGGCUCAGUGUAGUUUUCCAGAAUGCCAUGAGCUUUUUGAAGAUCUUCCUCUGCUAUAUGAACAUGAAGCUCAACACUAUUUAAGUAAAACACCAGAGUCAUCUGCACAACCAAGUGAAACAAUUCUUUGGGAUGUUCAGACAGACUCAAAUCCUAAUCAGGAAAAAGACUCAUCUAGUAAUGAGAAACAAACUAUUAGUCUGCCAGUUUCUACUAGCAAAUCAAGGAAAGAGUCUACAGAACCAAAGACAUGUAUAGAAAGUAUGGAAAAGAAAACAGACAGUUUAGUUCAGAAUGGAAACGAACGUUCUGAUGACACUGUUUCAAAUAUAAGCUUGAUAGACCAAAAGAUGCCUGACAUAGAGCCAAAUUCUGAAAAUAAUUGUAGUAGUAGUGAUAUAAUCAAUGGACACAGUGAAAUAGAGCAAACACCUUUAGUUUCAUCAGAUCCUGCUUUGAAAAUUGAUACAAACAGAAUCAGGACAGAAAAUGGUUCCAUUUUACCCAGUGUUGUACCACAAGAACACAACACCUUGCCAGUAUCUCAGGCACCUUCCAAACCAAAUCUGACAAGUGAACAUACUUCAUAUGGCUUAAUUUUAACAAAACCAUACGUCAGACCAUUGCCUCCCAGUUACCUUGAUGAACGGUAUCUUAGUAUGCCAAAACGCAGAAAAUUUCUGACUGAUAGAGUAGAUGCCUGUUCUGAUCAAGAUAACGUGUAUAAAAAAUCAGUGAAAAGAUUAAGAUGUGGCAAAUGCCUGACCACCUACUGUAAUGCAGAAGCACUUGAGGCUCAUCUUGCACAAAAGAAAUGUCAGACACUCUUUGGAUUUGAUUCAGAUGAUGAAAGUGCCUGAUGAAAAUGUUUCAGAAAGAUCUGUCAAUCAAGCAGUAGUGUGAAAAAAGCACUAUAAGAAAAUGCAUCAUCAGUUUGCUAUUUCCCUGAUGGCCUUAAUUUUAGAGUGGUCUCGGAUUACUAAAGAUAAAGACAAAGCACAUUUUCUAGAAUGAACUCACAGAGAUGUGCUGGCUUAGACUCCAAAAGGGUUAUUAUAAAACUCCCAAAGUACCAGUUUUCCAGAAAACCACAUUUUACAGUUUAUGAUGAUUAAUAGCAGCAGCAUGUUCAGUUUCGCUUAUAUGAGAAACAUGUUUAGGCAACUAGUCAGAAAACCAGCUAUGGCCUUACAGAAAGGGAAGAGUUAACCCAUUAUUAAAAAGUGUGUGUGGGGAGGGGGGCUGGUUUACAAUAAUAAACCAUUUAAAGUAUUUUAUUUUACAAAUGGGGUUUUUUUUCUUGUCAUGCAUAAUCAGAUUAUGUCCCCUCCCUUCUGGUUAAACAUGGUUUAAGGAACCGCUGCUGUUUGGUUUGUGAUUGAUUUAGAAACUUAUAUAUUAACUUACCACAGUGCUAUCAAUUAAAGAUUGUAACUGGUUUCCAGAUGAUUAAUUAGGUCAAAGUUCAAUGAAUGGCACGCCAGCAUUGAAAAUUAAAAAACAAAACAAAAAAAACCACAGUGCUUUGCUAAUAAGCUCUUGAUAGAACCUCUCACUAACCACUUUUGUGGUACAAAUUAGUUACAUUUAAAGGGCAGCAGUGUCAAUAAAAUAGAAAAAAAACCGAUCAGUACUCUGGGGAGAGAUGAAAGGAAUCUAAGACUUUACGGGCUUUGUAGUUGAAGGAAAACACUGAAUUGCAAAUUAUUCAAUGUGAAUAAUGGUAAAAGCACACUGGGAUACUUCUGUUUGUGUAUAUGUUGGGACAUUGCUUGAUGAUUCAUAGUAAGGUCCUUUAGACAUUAAUGUGAGUUAUCUAAGUACAGUCCUAUUAAAAUAACUGGCUCAAAAAAUCAGCUAAGAAUCAGGUUGAGAAAUCAUUCAUUUUAUUCUAUUAGGAGAGGUAAUUCCAAAAUAAGCCAUACUAUUCCUGUUUUUUUAAUUCAUUAGUGAUGACUCUGGUCUGAAUAGUAAUUUUUAUAUGUAAAAGGAAGUAUUUACACAAAACAUUUGCACAAGAACACAGUAAGAGAUACAUUCAAGCAUUGUUUUCCUUAGUGAUGUUAUUUUCCUAAGAAGAUUUUAACUUAAUAAGUGUUAAAACAAUAAAUAUUUUUAAAAAUACCCUCUCAGAUGUUUUCCAUUUGUCCAUUAUUGAAAGGAAGAUGCUUAAAGACUUCCUUUUACCUAAUAGUGUGUAAAUCUAAAACAGGGAUAAAAAUAACAAAAAGGCAGUGUUUCAAAACAGAUCUCCUAAUGUCCCAAUGUCAAAUAUUCCAGUUAUUCUAAAUAAUAAAAUCUUUGUUCAAGGCAGAUAAUCUCAUCAGACCCUAUUAGAGCUUCUUGAAUGAGGCUAUUACGGAAGUGGGGAAUUUCUUCCAGGUAGCAUCCAUAUUUUAUUAAAUUAGGAUUUCCAGAUCAUGAUAGAUCCGAUGAUUUUUUUUUAAUUACCCAGUUUUAUUGGUUUAUCAUCAGCAUUCACUACUAUGCAAUGAUGGUCAUAAGUCCAUUCCAAAUUUAAAUUUGUUUCUGUUAUGUAGCCUACAUUAGGCUGUGGAAUUUACAUUUAGGUAACUAAACACAGCUCAUAAUUAAAAUCUUUUCUUUAAGGUCAGCUAAAAAAAAAUGUUUUCUGUAUUUCUUGAUACUAAAAAUGUAAUGAUUUUUAUUUUAGUUCAUUCUAAAAGUAUGUCUUGUAAUAAAAAGUCUGUUUGGAAACUGGUUCAUUUGGACAGUGAAGUCUUUUGAAAUAUUUCUGCUUUGUACAUUUUCCAGAAGUUUAAUAUUUUAUCACAUUUUCCACAAGUUGUAACAAUUGAUAUAAAUCCAUGCCCACAAAGUAUUCCAUUUUCAUUACUUUUAUGUUCAUGCCAAGAUGUUUCAAAUAUAUUCCAUUUGUAAUCUAUCUUUAACUUGAGGUUUAUUUCUACUUUUGUGUUGCUAAAAUUAUUUCUGAAAGACUGAGAUCAAACUGGUUUAUAUAUAACUAAAUCAAGGAAUGUUUUAUAAAAUUCUAUUUGACCACACUGUCUUAACCUCGGUUUAUAUACUUCUCAAAUAGCUAUUGAAAGAAUGUGUUCAUUUUAUUACAUCUGUCUUUUAAAACAUAAACCUACAUCAUUUUGCUUUUAUAGGGUGCAUAAACUUCCAACAGUUCUAAUUUGAGUGCUUCAGAAGAAAAGGAAGCUUGCUUCUUAUUCCUCAGAUUCUUCUUUUUUUCUGUUUUGAGGAUGUAUUCAUCCUACAUGGACCAAGUUUCAAAUCUUUGUUUUUAAAUAAAAAUUUCCUUCAAAAAAUUAAAUGUUAAAUUUCUGCUGUGUGUCAGUAAGGUGAAGAAAAUAGCAAAUCUGAAUUUUUGCUGCUCAGAUAUUAUGGAGGAGGUAAAAAGGGGAAUCUCCGUGGACAAGGACACUGGUACUUUGGGCUUUAGCCAUAUUCAUUUUUUUGAAACCACCAAUUAUAUAAUACUUAAAUAAUUUAUAUCAUUGAACUUGUGAUUCUUUUCAAAUCACACUGAAGGUUCAGCCGUACUUCUUUCAUGUUUGGUUUAAUACUGUUGUAUGGAUGAAAAACCUAAAAGGGAUGAUAGUGUUUAUUUUUUAAUUUAUUUGGUACUGUAAAACACCUUUUCAGAAUGAGUAAAUGCUGCAUAUGCAUUUUGGAGUUGUUAAUAUGUGAAAGAUUACAGAUUCAGCAAGAAAGGAAAUUUGUGCUUCCUUGUUGAAUGUUAAAUUAUUUUACUUUGCAUUUUAUAAGAGUACAAAUUAAAACUGAGCCAUUGAACUGCAAUAAAUCAACAAUAGUGUCUCAUUUCAAGAAAUUUUUUGUACUGUACAUAGAUUUGUUCAAUAAAACGUCCUUGUUGGUAA